ACUUAAUACAUUUUUCCAUCACUGAAAGUUCUUAACAAUAACAGCGGUAAUAUGGAUUACGUUCGGUCAAUUUUGGAAUGUUUAGCAUCUAUUUGUAGUUGUUGGCACUGUACAGACGACCUAGGCAACCAAGGCAUUGAACCCAGUGAAAGGACUCAUCUUCUGGCAGACUCGGUCAAUCAAAGUCCAGCUUUGCGACGAAGCAACUCUGCUGAUUUGAGCAAUGAUUGUUCUCAGUCGCUGCCAAAGAAAGACGACCAAAAUGCCUUGUCCAGAUUGGUGCAAAAUACUGCAAUUAACAUGAUCAACGUUGGUGCGCUGGAUUCUCACACAUUGGAACAUCAAGAGUACACGGAUAGAAUAAAACUAUACUCACAGCGCCUUCAGCAGCUAUGGAACAACAUCCAGCACCCUGGUGUGGAGCAGAAAGGCCUUUUAAAAGAUAUACCAAACUAUCACACUUAUUUGUCGAAAGUCAUUUAUCCAGAUGAUACAGCUCAGAUGAGAAUAUUUAUUGAGAAAUCUCACGCUGGAGUAUUAGGAAUACAAAUUGAUCAUAGAGAGGCGGUUGUUGUUCCGUUUCAAAUCCCCUAAACAAAAACAGCAAGAUAUAAUUUAAUGUUAAGAUGUAUUGUACUGUUAAAAAUAUAAUUAUUACCACACACCAUUUGUUCUAUUGUGGUUUAUAACAAUGUCAUACGAAUUUGUUUAAGCUAAUCGGUACCAUGCAACAGCAUAUGAUCGCGUUUGAUACAUUUAAACAUAUACAUGUUAUACAUAAUUCGUAGCUUCAAAAACAAAAUGCUUUUGCAUGCAACGACCGCGCCCAUGGAAGGCAUACGAAGUAGUUGUGUAUCGUGGCUAAAAAGUAAGUU
Molecule: messenger RNA, 875 nt
Organism: Drosophila novamexicana
Lineage: Eukaryota; Metazoa; Arthropoda; Insecta; Diptera; Drosophilidae
Gene: Lamtor1
Exons: 5
Coding region: 52-594 (180 amino acids)
Biological process (GO): endosomal transport; lysosome organization; positive regulation of TOR signaling
Cellular component (GO): Ragulator complex; late endosome membrane; membrane raft
Molecular function (GO): molecular adaptor activity; guanyl-nucleotide exchange factor activity
Source: RefSeq, a predicted model, not a curated record